AUGUCAUUCUACCUCGCGAUCGUCUCGCCGCUCGACACGCCGCUCUUCGAAGCGCAGUUCGCCUCGUCAAAGGGCGCGCCGCCGCCGUCGGCGAGCACGACGUCGUUCCCGAGCUGGAGCUCGUUCUCCAACGGCGGCGGCGAGUCCAGCGCGCCGAGCACGCCCGGCGCAGGUGGCGGCGCACCGCCCGGCACGACGCCCGGGCUGGGCGGUAUAGGUGCCGGGAGCGGCGAGAAGCAUAUUCUCCAGAUGGUGGCGCAUGCCAGUCUUGAUGCGGUCGAGGAGGUGUCCGAGGGGACGGCGAGCUUGUAUCUCAAGGCCGUCGACCGGCACAACGAGUGGACCGUGUCGGCGUUCAUCGCGAGCAAUGUCAAGUUCAUCCUUCUGCACGACACCAAGAACGACGACGGCAUCCGGCUGUUCUUUGGCGAGGUGUGGGAGCUCUAUGUCAAGGCCGCCCUCAACCCGUUCCAGACCGUCAACACGCCCAUCCGCAACCCUGCGUUCGACACAAAGGUCCGCGUGAGCGCAAAGCGGUACCUGUAG
This is a messenger RNA of Vanrija pseudolonga, 546 nucleotides long. RefSeq names its product putative trafficking protein particle complex subunit 2 (gene Trs20). Gene Ontology annotation, biological process: endoplasmic reticulum to Golgi vesicle-mediated transport. The record is from RefSeq and is a predicted model, not a curated record. NCBI's taxonomy places the organism in Eukaryota, Fungi, Basidiomycota, Tremellomycetes, Trichosporonales, Trichosporonaceae. Gene Ontology annotation, cellular component: TRAPP complex; nucleus; cytoplasm. The transcript is spliced from 4 exons. The coding region runs from base 1 to 546 and encodes 181 amino acids.